AGAGCAGAAUUAACAUCAAUAGCAGAAAGUUGAGACCAUAAAAUCUGCCAAAAAUUGGCCUUACGGUCAAAUGGAGGUAAAAUUGAUAUGUUGACUUUUGAUAUGUUAGAGAGUCGCUGACAGCUGCGAUCAAAAGGGAAGUGUUCUGCUACUGUCACUAGCAAGUUAUGAGCGCCAACUACGAGCGUUGAUAUCAGUCUUUGCAUGCGCUCCACACAACACAGUAUUUGCUCCGAUCGUCAGUGUCCUAUAUUGGCGUCUUGUAAACCGCUGCACGAGACACAACACUUAACUGUUCCUUCCUUGGCAGCCGGUCAAAAGUUUUCUGCCGAAGAUGUCGCUGCAUAGACAUUACGACAUUUUGACCAUCGUCAUUUUGAUGUCGAUGGUUUUCGCCUCGUCACAAUCGAAGAUACCCCUCAACAACACCACAAAUACGUCAGAAAAAAAACCAUUAACAAGAAACACAACGCCAGUGCAUCUUCCGCAACCAAACACUACAACAACGGAUAGAACAAUCUUACCAACUUCCACCUCAACUAUACAGUUUAAUCAAACAACGACCGAAUCAAAAAAUACUUCCCCCACAACAACAGCCCAAAGUAGGGAGCUCUUUCAAACAACACAAACCACUGAAGGCGCCAAGAGCAGUAGCACUUCUAGUACCAUGGAAUCAAACGCGCCGGAAAAGACACGUGACAGCUCAUCAAGUACAAUGCUGGCUGUGUCGCUUUCGUUGGGAUUUUGUUUGUUAGCCGUAGGAGUCGCUGCAGCUGUAUUUUUUGUCCGCUGGAAAAGAAUAAAAAAGAUGAAACAAGGAUUUCAAGAAGAAAUGGCAGUCAUUUGUCUUCAUGACGAGCUGGCCUCAGAGGCCCUGUACUGUUCUUGGAAACCUUUUAUGGACGGAAAUGAAAACAACAAAAUAAAACUUGUCAUUGAAGCUUCUACCAGUGACGCGAAUACCUCACGAGCGAACACUUAACAACUUGGAUACAUCAAUUCGCAUGUCUCUGGGCAAAGGAAACAUGGACAAAAGCUAUAAGUUCUAGAUAGAAUUGUACAUAGCCUUUCUUCCUUACAUCAACGUACAUGUCACAAAAGAACAGCGGGAUUUUCGUGCAAAGUUUUAGGAUAAAUUAAUUGAAGUUAGUGUUGCAGUUUGCAUGAACCUGUAAUGAUUUUGCACUCUCACGACUAAGCGAAGUAACAUUUUGUUUCAGUUUUUGAUAUACUUUAUAUUCCUCACUUCUUCUUUCCUCCUAGAGUAAGUGAGAAACUAAGACAGCUAAACGGACGACACAAUAAGUGAAGAUGUAAUCUAAGGACUGAUUGGCAUGCCUCGGGUAUCUGAGACAACCCUCCCUCUGAGUUAAACUGGUCGACUAGCGAGCUAACUUCUCACUCAUUUCAUUGAAAAGUCAAACCUACAGAUUAAUAGGAGGAUCACCAACUCAUUUGAAGAAGGGGGGGGGGCGCGGGGGAGAUAACUCGGUUGGGCCAGUUGUCUCACCUCGGCAGGUAGGAACACUCUGCCAUAGGGGACAACGUUUUUCCCAUAGAAGUACUUUGGCUCACUUACCCAAGACAAGAUAUAGUCCCUUAAACAGUUUGAUGUAAAAUCUAUUUUUUUUCAUGAAAAAUGUAAUUUUUGUUACAACGGUU
Stylophora pistillata is the source of this 1662-nucleotide messenger RNA. RefSeq lists its product as uncharacterized. The record is from RefSeq and is a predicted model, not a curated record. Lineage: Eukaryota; Metazoa; Cnidaria; Anthozoa; Scleractinia; Pocilloporidae.